AUUCAUCUGCAAAUCUACUUCUUUUUACUUUUUUGUCGUACCCGGCUAAAAGCAAUUUUGCAUUUGAAACCCUUAGUCCGACAAGAUGCGUUUCUCACACAUUGUCGCCGCCUCAUUGGCUGGGCAAUUCGCCGCUGCUCAUGGAACAGGCAUGGAAGGCAUGCCCAAGACCUUUGGUAUGCCAAAAGAACUACGCGCUAGAAACCCUUUUGCUCGCCUCCAAACCCUCUAUCCUGCCCAUUCUGCGCCUGUCCUUGGCCCAAGGCAAGAAGUCGAACGCUGUGGUCCGGCAAACGGCAAUCAAAAAUGUGCCGGAAACGAUUGCUGCUCAGCAGCCGGCUACUGUGGAACUACAAAAGAUCAUUGCAAAGCACCCGACUGUUUGUUCAACUAUGGCCCUGGAUGCGACGCCAACAAGACCCCAUCUGGCGCAAGCACACGCAACGUUCCCCGGCCAAAACUUGGUAGCGUUCCCUACGGUGGUGGAGGCAUCUACGCCUGCAAAAAUCCCGGCACAGUAGCCAUAACAUACGACGAUGGACCUUUUGUCUACACCGAAUCCAUCAUGCAGCAGUUUGAGAAAAGGGGAGGGCGUGCUACUUUCUUCGUUACUGGCAACAAUCUUGGCAAGGGCGCCAUUGAUCAACAGUGGGCUGGCGUUGUGCAGAAGAUGUACAACAACGGACACCAAGUCGCGUCGCACACAUGGAGCCACCAGGAUCUCUCGGCUAUCAGCAAGGAACAGGUCUAUGAUCAGAUGGUCAAGAACGAAAUGGCAAUUCGCAACAUCAUUGGCCGCUUUCCUACCUAUAUGCGUCCGCCUUAUUCCUCGUGCAAUGGGCAGUGUCAAGAAAUCAUGGCUGAGCUAGGCUAUGUUAUAUCUUACUUUGAUCUCAACACUGAUGACUAUAACAACCUUACGCCUGAGAAGAUGCAGACUUCAAAGAACAACUUCAAGCAAGGCAUCGACACGCGCAGCGAUCACAGGCUGGCCAUUGCACAUGAUAUUCAUCAGCUCACUGCUGAAAGCCUUACGGGCUACAUGUUAGAUUACCUCUACGGCAAGGGCCUUCGCGCAGUCACCAUGGGCGAGUGCAUGCAGGAUCCCAAGGAAAACUGGUAUCGCAAGGGUUGAUCAGUAUUUGAUUGUGGGAUCGCUUUGUUCACUUCACCUUAUAUGUAGAAAUAGAUUACGUCAGUGUUUGUUUUUGUAGAAAGGUGGAAGAUGCAUUCUUCAAAUUAAUGUUAUACUUGCGUGAUGGAGGGAUGGCAUUGUAUAGAACUUUUCAAGAAAAGCCAAUAAAAAAUGAGUAACUCCA
This is a messenger RNA of Bipolaris maydis ATCC 48331, 1319 nucleotides long. Its product is annotated as carbohydrate esterase. Lineage: Eukaryota; Fungi; Ascomycota; Dothideomycetes; Pleosporales; Pleosporaceae. The record is from RefSeq and is a predicted model, not a curated record. Gene Ontology annotation, molecular function: hydrolase activity, acting on carbon-nitrogen (but not peptide) bonds; chitin binding. Gene Ontology annotation, biological process: carbohydrate metabolic process.